Molecule: messenger RNA, 3273 nt
Organism: Cydia pomonella (codling moth)
Lineage: Eukaryota; Metazoa; Arthropoda; Insecta; Lepidoptera; Tortricidae
Exons: 2
Coding region: 1638-2522 (294 amino acids)
Molecular function (GO): zinc ion binding; nucleic acid binding
Source: RefSeq, a predicted model, not a curated record
UAGACAAACACAAUAUUUAAUAAGAGAGGAAGAGGGAAGGGAACGGACGUUUAACCAUGCAAACGUAGUCGACAUUUUCCUCUGUGGAUAUUUAAAUUAUGGAAAACAUUUUUACAUAAUUUAAUGUAAAUUAACCAUAGCUGUGAAUUUUGAUUAUUGUAAAUUUUUUUUUUUUUUUUCAUUUAUUUAGAACACAAACAGUCACAUAUACAAAUGGAUUUGAAGUACAAUGUAGAGUACUUAACAUACUUAAGAAUCAUAGACCUGGAGGUUUAUUAUUAAGUACAUAAUGUUAACAUACAUACUAACAGCAUAAAGAAAAUGAAAUCAUGAAAUCAUGAGCCAUACUUAAAUUCUAUUUACUAGUCUUCAGAGGAGAAAAAAAUACAAUAAGUACAGUAAUACAGUAAGCAGACAUUACUGUCUGUUUCAUUAAUUAUCGGAUAUGUUGUAUUUUAUAAAUUAUGUGCGAAAAACAAACUAACUAACUAUUGUGGCGCAGUGAUCCAAAGAGGUUCUUGGCCUCCAAAACGAGAGAACGCCACCUGUCCCGAUCCUGUGCCACUUCCUGCCAGUUAUCGGCUUGGAGUUGGCACAGAUCCGCCUGUACACUGUCGCUCCAGCGGUAUCUGGGCCGACCCACUGGACGGCGACCAGUCGGUCGUCCCAAAUAAGCUCUCUUAACACCCCGAUCCUCACCCAUCCUCAGUAAAUGGCCGAACCAGUGAAGUCUGUGGCAUUUUGUAUCGCCGAUGAUAUUGAUUGCGAUAAACAGAAUUCAUAUUUUUAAAUGCUCCUAACCUAACUCUUAUAAUUAUUUAUAAUUCGUAGCUGUGGUAGAUAUGCAAAAUGCAACAGAUUGUGUCAAAAUGUUUUCAAUAAUGGUAAUCUUCAGAGACGAAAAUGAGGCCUAAUACGUUUGUAUGAAAAAAGAAAACGCGAUUGCGGUCCUCUAUUUUCGUCUUAAAAUAAUCUGACUUGGGCAUUUUAAAAUAAGUAGUUUUGUAAUAAAAAACAUUGAUUAGUUACUUAUCUGUCUCAUUUCUCUCUAUAUGACCACACCGUUGCAUCUGCUUGCGUUGCUAUAAUUAUGUUUCACAAAGUCUGUCAAGCCAUUUCCUUUAAUAGAAAAGCGGCCAAGUGCGAGUCGGACUCGCGCAUGAAGGGUUCCGUACCAUUUAAGACGUAUUAAAAAAAAAUCUACUUGCUAGAUCUUGUUCAACAUUUUACCACUUUGGACACACAUUUUACCACUUUGGAACUGUCUCUCGCGCAAACUAUUCAGUUUAGAAAAAAAUGAUGUUAGGAACCUAAAUAUCAUUUUUGAAGACCUAUCCAUAGAUACCCCACACGUAUGGUUUUGAUGAAAAAAUUUUUUUUUUUAAUUUAUUGACGUAUUAAAAAAAAACUAUUCACUAGAUCUCGUUCAAACCAAUUUUCGGUGUGUUAGGUUUAAGAUAUCGGGUAGAUGAGAUUUUCACGUCAGCCGGUUGCAGCCGGCAACAGUACUGUCAGUCGGAAUAUAGAUAUACGAUAAACGGCCGUGUCUCAUUUCUCGGCACCCUUUUCCCUCCAAAAUAACAGUGGCGACGAUUUAACGGAUUUUACGCGUGUGUUGGUUUUAUUCGGUGUUAAUCAUGGCUAAAAUGUCAGUUGGAUUUUUGAGUGUGUUCAAUCACGAAGAACAGGAGUGGUUAUUAUAUAAGGGCCGCCUUGAACAAUGGUUUAUAGCAAAUGACAUAAGCGAGGACACGGACAAAUCGGGCGCAAAACGUCGGGCUAUUUUAUUAAGUAGUUUAGCAGAGCCGACGUACCGACUCGUAAAAAAUCUCGCGCUCCCUGCCGAGGUGGGAUCGCUCGAGUUAGCAAAGUUAACGGGCCUUCUCGACGGCCAUUUUAAAACUGGAAAGUGCGGGUUCGCGGAACGUUUUAAAUUUUACGCGGCCGUGCAAUCUUCGAGCGAGUCGUUAGCGGAUUGGGCGGCGCGAGUUCGUGGUUUAUCAUUGCAUUGCAACUUCGUGGCGGCAAGUUUAGAGGAGUCGCUGCGAGAUCGGUUCGUGCUGGGCAUGGCUGGAGGCCCAGAGCGGGACCGGUUAUUCAGAGAACCUCUGGAGGAGCUCACACUAGCGAAGGCACUGCAGUUAGCGGAGAGCAUCCGCUGCGCAAGAGAAGGUGCGCAGCAGACGAUGGUGCGCGACGCAGCGGAUGUGCACAAGGUGUCGGCGCGGGCGGCCGGCCCGCCGCAGCACGCCACCACGACCGCGACUAGGCAGAACGGGGUUCCGCAGGCGAGCACCUCGCGGGAUCAAAAGGGUUCUGUACAGUGUUCAGUGUGCGGAUACUUUAACCACGAGGGAAAGAAGUGUAGAUUUAGAAAUGCGUCGUGCAAAUUAUGUGGUGUCAAGGGGCAUUUAAUGCGCGUUUGUACCGCGAAGAAUGUGCCAUCUAAUCACCAUUUCCUACAAUGUUGCACGGAUGAAGCCGAUGAUGUGUUCGCAGAUGCAACAGUACCGUGGCAGUAGGAACAUUAUUUUUAAGCCGAAUGACGUAGUUAUAGUGAAAGUGUACAAGGGACAAAGAGCGUUUUGGUCUAAAGCAUUGGUGAAAAAACAAUUAGGGAGAUCGACGUAUUUGGUUCAAUGUGAACAAUCAGACCGCUUAAUAAAACGACAUAAAAAUCAAAUAUACAUGUAUAGGGGGGAAGAAGAUGCCAUGGGGCAAACUGAACCGGAAAACCAAGAUAUUGCCCGACCGGGGCAAAAACCCUUGACCCCCGAUAACAUGCCAGCUAUAGUUAUAGAGGCUGCUCCAUCAAAUACUCCACAAGUGGCAGCGGUACCAUCAGCUGUGGCAGCCCCAAUGGCGCUCUGUAACCUGCCCGCUCCGGCUACGACACCAACGUCAUCGACCACGACAGAGUUAGAGGAAUGGACCGAUUGUCCAGAAGCACAGGAACCUGGUAUAAGUGAUUCUGUCAAUGUCCACACACCGACACUACCGGCAUCGGAGUCGGUGCCUGAUGAACCGGCGGGACCAAACGCGGCCCCGAGAAAGACUAAACGCGCUCGGAACCUGGUGGAUUAUAGACAAUUUUUCUAAUUUAACUUCUUUUGGUUGUUUAAAACUAUUGGUGGAGGGAUGUUAGGUUUAAGAUAUCGGGUAGAUGAGAUUUUCACGUCAGCCGGUUGCAGCCGGCAACAGUACUGUCAGUCGGAAUAUAGAUAUACGAUAAACGGCCGUGUCUCAUUUCUCGGCACCCUUUUCCCUCCAAAA